AUGGCCUAUGCUUUUGUGAAGUUGUUUAAGUUUGUUAUUACAGCAGUUUGUGUUGCCCUGUUGAGCAACCUCUGCCUGGGUAGUGUACCAAUGCAGAGAUAUCAUGAGGAUGAAUGUGAAGCUCUUCUCUAUUUCAAGGCCGUCUUAAACGAUAUAGAUGGCUCCCUUAGUGAGUGGGUGAAGGGAUCCAACUGUUGCGAAUGGGAUGGUAUAUCCUGUGAUGAGCACAGUAGCCAUGUUGUCGAAGUUAAACUUUAUAUGUAUUCUGGGCAGGGAGGUGCCAUAUCUGAUAGCCUGUGUCGUCUUCGUUUUCUUACAACAGUCCAGUUGAUGGAGUGUGGAUUGACAGGUAUUAUUCCUCCCUGUUUGGGAAAUCUCUCAUACCUUCAAACUCUUGAUUUAUCUAGCAAUGAUUUAAGUGGAGUUAUUCCCCCUUCCAUUUGCCUGAUUACCCGUCUUACUUCCCUUCAUCUGGAAGAGAAUACAUUAGGUGGAAAUAUACCCUACUGUCUCGGUAAUGUUUCGGAUCUAACUGAGCUCUACCUUAAUAGCAACCAACUAAGGGGAACUAUACCUUCUUCCCUAGGUGCUCUCUCUUCUUUGUCCAGCCUUCAGCUUUAUUCCAAUCAACUUAGUGGCCAUAUUCCAGAAUCUAUAGGCAAUCUGUCUAUGCUUGUUAACUUGGUAGUGUUUCGGAUCUAA
This is a messenger RNA of Cryptomeria japonica (Japanese cedar), 702 nucleotides long. Its product is annotated as receptor-like protein 35. The transcript has a single exon. Gene Ontology annotation, molecular function: protein binding. NCBI's taxonomy places the organism in Eukaryota, Viridiplantae, Streptophyta, Pinopsida, Cupressales, Cupressaceae. The record is from RefSeq and is a predicted model, not a curated record. Bases 1 to 702 code for a protein of 233 amino acids.